This is a messenger RNA of Styela clava, 1768 nucleotides long. RefSeq names its product monocyte to macrophage differentiation factor-like. Gene Ontology annotation, cellular component: membrane. The record is from RefSeq and is a predicted model, not a curated record. Lineage: Eukaryota; Metazoa; Chordata; Ascidiacea; Stolidobranchia; Styelidae.
UGUUUGGCUUAGUCGAAUUACUAAAUUAUGGUUGUUCUAUAUAUUUGUUGUUUUUAGUCGCAGUGAAGUCAGUAACACAAUGUAAAGUGUUUUAAUUUUAAGUCCAUCAGUGUUUAAAAGAUGACGCUAUCUAAUGGGAAGAAACAGGAUGAUGCUUUUUCACUCCCAACAUUCGUCACAGGAAGCGUUAAUAUUUCAUCAAAUUUACUGAGUGAAUGGCAACAGGCUUGCAGAGAUAAAAAAUGGAUGAAUAAAAGAGCAUGCCCUGGCGAAUGUUAUGAACCUACUCAUUUCGAGCAUUUUGCAAAUACCUUCACUCAUGGGAUUAUGAUUGUUCCAAGCAUACUUGCUGGUGAGCUUCUUUUACAAUCUGCAUAUCUUCGUCAUCUGCACAUUGGGUCAUUUGAUCACAACCAAACUCAUUUAAGUGAAAAAUAUGUUUCACAUAGUUUACAUUAUGAAGUCAGUGCCAGAAUAUAUGGAGCGUCUCUAGUGGGAUUAUUCGUUGUUUCUUCAAUUUUCCAUUGGUUAACCUGGUCCAAAUGUGAACAUCCUACUAAAACAAUUAGACUGUCGGAUAAUUGCUGUGGAUCGGCACUCUGGGAGUUUUUUCAUCUCUGUGAUCGAGCAAUUAUUUUCACUUUCAUAUCUGGAUCAUACACCCCUUGGUUGAUGUUAUCUUCAAUACAUCCAAGCCUGGAAUGGCUGAGAUGGGGUAUGUGGUUGUUUGUCCUUCUUGGUAUUCUGUAUUCUUGUCUACUCCUUGAAAAAUACAAACUACUGGAAACGAUUUUAUAUGUUGCUCAGGGACUUUUACCAGCGCUUGCUCUCAGCACCACAACUGAAGGUGAGCAUUUACAAGCUUUAUCAGUCGGGGGAUUCUUCUAUCUAAGCGGAGUAAUCGUCUUCAAGAGUGAUGGCUGGAUUCCAUGUGCUCAUGCAAUAUGGCAUAUGUUUGUUGCUGCCGGGGCUGUAUCUCAUUUCUUCACUUGCUAUAACAUGCUUUAUUAUUUACCAUGAAUGCCAGCCUAUAUUUAUACUUGGUUUAAUUGUCGUCGCUAAUCAAAAGUGAAUUUAUCAUUAUUUUUAUCAAUAUUUUCGUGACUAUUAUGCACUGUUACUUGCCAUUCUGCAUCCAUUUGUUCUGUCCAUUGUACUUAUCUGAGAAUCAUUUUUGUGAAGCUUUAUAUUAUAUUAUAGGCAUGUGGUGUCGCGGUAACUAGUUCACGAGUUGUAUGCACUGUCUCUUCAUAUGUGUCGUACGUCCACAAAAAUUAGAUUGAUAUUACUUAUUGUGUCCCACGUCUGAAUUUCAUCACAGGCAAAUGUUUAGCCACAAGUAUAUAUCAGAAUGAUAUUCCUGAUGAUUCCUUCUUUGUGGCUAUGCCUAUAAGGUUAAUUCGCACAACCUCAGACUAUCGAGGUUUGAAUUAUUGGGAAUUGUGACAUUCAAAGCCACAAACGGAUGAAUUGAGUCCGUUCUUCUUGGCACGUUAGGGAUUUUCCUUCUAAUUACCAGCACGUAGCAAACUUUUUUAUUGACUUUUUUUGCCAUACUGUCAUGAGUUUUAUAGAGCUUGCAGCCACGCUUUUGAUCUUGUUUACCGGUAAUACUAAUAGUCGUUUAAUUUGAGUCGUCCUCCUGACAGUCAUUCAUCAAAUUGUUUUGAGAAAGGUACUUAUUUUCUCUAUUCCAGUGUUCAAUGUGUGGUUUUACUUUUAAGUGUGCAAUUUAAUUAUUUGUUUAAUAAAUAAAUCCGUGGAAUAA